AUGAAAGCACAAAUCCAAGAACCGGCGGUCCGCCCCUAUGCUUACAACUGUGUGUUCGAGCAUGGUCUGGAUUUCACCGCCGAUGGCCGGUUUGUCUGCUGGGGGUGUGAUAAUAAAAAGCAUCCUCGGAACUGGCGCAGCGCACGCAAAAUUUACGAUACCGCGAUGAUUUUAUUCUUAGAUUUCUUUGUAACCACGACAAGCUCUGCUGGUGUGUCAGCAGCUGCCAAAGCCAAAUAUGACUAUCAUAUCGGGAGGGAGCUCUCGGUUUUCUGUUUCGUGACGGUAUUUCUUCUCGGCCAAGUGCUUGGGACGAUCGUGUUUCCACCGUGGUCGGAGUCAUUCGGUCGCAAGAAACUAUACAUUCUCAGCAGCGCUUUGAGCGCAAUAUGUUGUGUCAUUGUGGGAGUCGUACAUUCUCUGGCGGGAACAAUCGUUGGUCGGUUAUUUGGCGGCCUUAUUUCGGCCAUCCCAUACACCGUUGGCUGUGGCAGUGUGGAAGAUAUGUUCUCUUCAUGGCCUCGCACAUGGGUCCUUCUCUUCUGGACGGUGUCAUCGAACAUUGGUCUAUCGAUGGGACCGAUCAUUGGAUCGCACAUUACUGAAGCUCUUUCUUGGAGAUGGCUCUUCUACAUAUACGCCAUCGCUCUUGCCAUCAUCAUGGUUCUGUUCCUCUUUAUCCGCGAGUCCCGCCCAUCUCAGAUCCUGAUCAAGGAGGUCAGCCACAUCCGCCAAAAGACCGGCGACCAUAGUCUGGAGGCCCUCAACCACGACCAUGUCCCCGAUCUUCAUACAUUCGUGCGAACCGCACUCUUUCGACCUGUACAGUUGCUGUUCACCGAGCCUCUCGUCAUUGCCACGGCCCUCAUGAACGGCUUUUCUUUCGCGCUUCUCUAUCUCUUCACCGAAGCCCUUCAACUCGUCUACACGGCCCUCGAUUUCAGCGAGACACAAGCCAGCCUUCCGUUUCUCGGGCUGGCAGUGGGCUUCUUUUUUAGCAUUCCCUGUCGAUUGAUAGACUAUCGCAUUUUUGCCUCCCUUCGUCGGCGGAACCUGCCGAUCAAGCCCGAAAGCAAGCUCACCGGUCUGGCCGUAGGAGCUCCAAUAUUCGCCAUCGGGCUAUGGUGGUUUGCGUGGACAAUUCCGUCUAAAGUGACGGUACACUGGAUCGUGCCUACUCUAUCGCUCCUGCUAGUUGGGUUUGCGAUGAAUGAGUUCGAUACGGUGUUGUACGUCUAUAUGGCUGAUAGCUAUCUCAGCUACUCGGCUAGUGCGACGGCCGCGGUGCAGUUUGUGAGGGCGCUCUUGUCGGGCGUGUUUCCGCUCUUCACGAAACAGAUGUUCGAAGGCUUGGGCUAUAAUGUUGCAGGGUCAGUUGUCGCAGCGUUAGGGACGGUGUUCAUUGUUGUGCCGGUUUUGUUUAUUAUUUACGGAGAGAGGAUCAGGGCGCGAAGUCCGUUUGCUAAGUACAGUCUGGAGUUGGAAGGAGAUUUGGAAAAGGCGAGCUCAGAGGCCUAG
Aspergillus affinis is the source of this 1518-nucleotide messenger RNA. RefSeq names its product MFS multidrug transporter. Lineage: Eukaryota; Fungi; Ascomycota; Eurotiomycetes; Eurotiales; Aspergillaceae. Gene Ontology annotation, biological process: transmembrane transport. Gene Ontology annotation, molecular function: transmembrane transporter activity. The transcript has 5 exons. The record is from RefSeq and is a predicted model, not a curated record. Bases 1 to 1518 code for a protein of 505 amino acids.